UUCAUAUUUCAUGCCAAUCUGUCCCAACGAACAGAUUAUAAAUACUCCACCAAUAUAGUGUCUUCAAUCAUUAAAACUUAAGUUGCUUAUUCCACUCUCCAAAGCUGUGCUGUUAUCUUGCCUAUUUUGUUUUUGCUCUUAUCCUUCUUUAUUCUUGCAUACUAUACAUUGUAUAUAUCCACCAAUAUUAUCAACAUUUCUUCCUGAUCAAAGUGAAAAUGAGCACAAAGGGCAGCAAAGAAAGCAGAAUCAAGAAGUGCAUAAAAGCACCAAUCAGAGUUUUAAUUAAAGCAAGGGAUUAUUACGUCCAUAGCCUGAUGGAAUGUUCUGGAAGAAUUGGUUAUGGCAGUGUCAUGGGAGUUCCACAAAUCUCUGCUCUGCCUAGAAGUUUCAGUGUUAAUUCGACUGUGUCAAGUAGCCGUGAUGAAGAUUUGAGGGAACUGAUGCGAAUUGCUUCCAAAAAGAGUCUUUUAAACAGGCAAAAAUCACUUGCUAAAAAUGCAGUGAAUAUUAAUGUGGUGCCUCGGAGUCGAUCUGUUGUAAUUGGAAGAAUUGAUGAAGAUAAGCCUUGUGAUUUCGAUGAGGAUGUAAUGGUGAAUACAGAUGUAUUUUCAAGAAGUAGAAGCUAUGCUGUUUCUUCUAGAAGAACAGGGAUGUUCUGAAACAGAGUAAAAUAUUUGGAAGAAGGAAACAAGGCUAGCUGUUGCAAAAUUAUCUGCUUUAACUGUUUCUUGGUUUGUUUUUGUUAUGGUUUCUUUGUCCCUGUUGUCAUAUACUUUUGCAUAUGCAUGUUCACUUUUGCUAUCAAUUCUCUAUGUAAUGAACUCAACAUCUUGCUUUCUCA
Lycium barbarum (goji berry) is the source of this 844-nucleotide messenger RNA. RefSeq lists its product as uncharacterized. The record is from RefSeq and is a predicted model, not a curated record. NCBI's taxonomy places the organism in Eukaryota, Viridiplantae, Streptophyta, Magnoliopsida, Solanales, Solanaceae. The coding region runs from base 219 to 662 and encodes 147 amino acids. The transcript has a single exon.